This is a messenger RNA of Protomyces lactucae-debilis, 1732 nucleotides long. RefSeq lists its product as uncharacterized. Lineage: Eukaryota; Fungi; Ascomycota; Taphrinomycetes; Taphrinales; Protomycetaceae. The coding region runs from base 387 to 1436 and encodes 349 amino acids. The transcript has a single exon. The record is from RefSeq and is a predicted model, not a curated record.
AACUAUCACUUUCAAUCGCUGAGCUUCGUAGACAAGUCGGCAAGUCUCCGAGUCUGCAAGCGCAAACACUCACCCGAUUGCUACCUCACGCUUCUCAGGAGCACGGAUGUUAGUCUCGACUCAGGUUUCGCCAAAGAAGCUGGUCGUUUCCAUCCCUGGUUUAGCUGCUUUGAGCAGCCCGAGCUCUCGCGUGAGUCUUGGCUAAUUUCCGAAGUCGUUAUUCACCAUGAGUUCAGGGGCAAUACGAAAUUUGAGUACGUGGCAUAAAUUCGCCUUUGCCGCUCUUCAACAGCACUCUCAGCUCCAACUCUCUCAACGCAGGGCUCCAGCUCAAUACCACAUUUUCAUCCCUGCUGCUCACACCAACCGCUGCAAUUUUACGCGACAUGUCUGCCGGCAUCCUGCUUCUCGCCUGCUGGAAGCUGCUGUGGCUUUUGCUGUUGUCGGUUGUGUCAGCUGACGCACUGCCUGACUUCUGGUCUAGCUAUGAACCACAGAACUAUGCGACCGUAAACUACUUCUUCAUGAGAUUCAACGGCAGCAAGCCACAAAUCAUCGAAGCCAAAACACAAGAAGUGACUGCACCCCCUGAGCCUUUCACUGAUCUCACAAACCCUUCAUUACCCAUGGUGCUGUUGCCAGGUGACUCUCAACUUCAAAUUGUUCCAGGCUGGUUCGGGGGUUCCCACGAUUACGGUUUCGGUCACGAGCUGCAGGACUCGAAUGCCGUCUGCUAUCUCGUCUCUCAAGCCGACCUUGACGUCAACCCUGGCGAGAAAUGGUUUCAGACACGCGGGCCCCCAGGGGUGUCAUACUACGAAAAACUCAAAGGGGCAAUCUUUUGCACAAAAACGAAAGAUGGCGAGGAUGGGGACCCAAAGAAUAUGAUUCCCAUGUCGCGGUGUGGAUGGCAGGUUGUAGGUCAAAGCAACGAAGCUUACAAAGGCUGGUUCACAUUGACAUGCUUCAAUGACUUGGACAAGUGGUGUUUGCAUCCUGAUCAGCCCUGGAUGAUCACCCUCAGUUCAACACACACGAAACCCGAAGAUUACUGCACAGGUCAAGUUUGCGACUACAUCAGGCAACAACAACUAGCUGCUUCUGGGUGGUUCUCGCAAUGCCGUCCUUUGGAUGAUCUAUUCAAUAAUGGACCAGAGUUAUUGUGUCGCGAGUUGGCAUUUCUGAAGGAUCCGAUGCGAUAUCCGAUUCGGGAGCAGCACCCUUGCUUGACAUGUCAGAUGUGCCAAAAGCAUGAUUGGGCCAAUGUUCCUCUGAUCUUCGAGCCAGGUUUCAGCUGUGAUGGGCUCUCAAACGCUGGCAAGCAGCGCUCAAAACCUGCCGAGCUGCCUCACAUACCUUGUAAGGAUGACAUUAUGGUCAAGAACUGCCCAAAUCAUCCCAAGAAUUACAAGCUACCCGGGUAUUGCUACUACUGAUUUGCCAGGUACUGCGGAGGUGGGACUUAUCAUGGUGCGAACAACCGUCAUUGCUACGAACUUCGGCAGAGUGACUGCAAGAGAAUCAGAUUCAGUAUACGUGCUGUCGGCGCUUGUGCCUUCCCAGCCACCCAAUAUUCAAAUAGACAAAGUCUAUAAACUCUCUCCUGCCUUAGACCUGUUUUGUAGCUCUCGUAGAAUUUGAAAUCCAAAAAAGACGACGCAACAGACGCGACCGGCAAAUACACACAUGGGCGGCUACUUCUCGUCCUUCUUCAAGGGCCUUCUAGGGACGA